AUGGAAGCCGCCACCUUUACAGCCGACGAGGCUGUGACAAUCUCACUGCAAGAGGAUGACGAAUAUCUGGGUGAUGACGAUUUCCAGUACGACGCCGCGGUGAUUUCCAGCGAAGAGAUUGGGCAGAGCUUCGUGACGUGCGCGCUGUCCCUGUCCCGCUUCGGCCACUACGCGACCGCCUCGGCCGCGCUGCUCGUGCUCCGGUUCGAGCUCGGCGGGCCGCCCGGCAACCGCCACCGCUUCAAGUCGGCCAGCAUUCUCGCGCGCCUGCGUCCGCUGACCCCCUCAGCCGCCCCCUCGCUCAGCGUGCUCAAGUACGCGCCGGAGCGGUGGAGCGACGCGCCCUCGGCGCAGGCCAUCGAGCGGCGUCUCGGCGCGGGCCUCAGCGCGGGCGGCGCGGUGCAGGCAUCGGCCCGCCGCGCCGUCUCGUACACGCGCCACGCGCGCCGCCACGUCCGCGGCGUCGCCGCCGGUCGCCCCGUUCUCUGCCAGGUGCAGUGGACGCUCGAGGAAAACGACGUCGAGCAGGACGGCCUCUGGGCGCACUUUCACCUCGUGCUGCUGGUCCGCCACGACGGCCCGUUUUCCAUUGACGUUGGCAUCAAGACAAAGGUCGGCUUCAGUGCGGACCCGCGCAAGUAUUUGCUGAGGCCCCUCAAGGGCAGUCUGGGAACCCGGAUUGUCGACCCGACACUGCCGAUUGGCGAAGCGGACCCGGCGCUGGAUGGGAACCCGGACCUGCGCGGCGUCGACUUGGCGGGGUUUACAGCCUUUGAAUAG
This is a messenger RNA of Cordyceps militaris CM01, 780 nucleotides long. RefSeq lists its product as uncharacterized. The record is from RefSeq and is a predicted model, not a curated record. Lineage: Eukaryota; Fungi; Ascomycota; Sordariomycetes; Hypocreales; Cordycipitaceae. The transcript is spliced from 2 exons. Bases 1 to 780 code for a protein of 259 amino acids.